Molecule: messenger RNA, 759 nt
Organism: Striga hermonthica
Lineage: Eukaryota; Viridiplantae; Streptophyta; Magnoliopsida; Lamiales; Orobanchaceae
Source: the annotation of a GenBank genome assembly
AUGAGAAACCCUUGGCCGAACGGGUCGGAUCCGCCUGCUCAGGAUCCGGAUAUGGACGCGUUGCAGGAGUCGGGUUGGGAGGAGCUCCGGAAAGAAGCUCGAAAGAUCGAGGGCGAUCUCGAUGUGAGGCUGUCUUCUUAUGCGAAGCUCGGCGCUCGCUUCACACAAGGAGGCCAUGUGGAUGCUAGUUCACCGACUUUGGGGUCGAGCAGGUCUUGGAAGUCUAUGGAAAUGGAGAUUGAAUCAUUGCUUGAGAAGUUACUUGAUGUAAAUGAUUCAAUGAGUCGAUGUGCUGCAUCUGCUUCAGCAACUACUUCAGUUACUCAAAAGCUUGCGAGACACCGGGACAUAUUGCAUGAGUUUACCCAGGAAUUUAAGCGUAUCAAGGGAAAUAUAAACUCAAUGAGGGAACAUGCAGAACUCCUGAGUUCCGUAAGAGAUGAUAUAAGUGAGUACAAGGCCUCUGGAAGUGUCUCUCCUAGAGUGCAAGUACUAAGGGAGAGAGCUGCAAUACAUGGAAGCAUAUCUCAUAUUGAUGAUGUGAUUAGUCAAGCUCAAGCAACUAGAGCAGCCUUGGGCUCCCAAAGGGCCUUGUUCGGAGAUGUUCAAGGAAAAGUGAAGCAGCUCGGUGACAAGUUUCCUGUCAUUCGUGGCCUUCUUGGUUCCAUUAAAAGAAAAAAAUCACGAGACACUCUCAUCCUUUCUGCCGUGAUUGCUGCUUGUACGCUUUUCCUUAUCAUAUAUUGGCUUUCUAAAUGA